UCGAAUAUUUUAUAAUUUAUCAUUGAACGUGAAUAAUUAAAAACUUGUCGUUCUCGUAGCAUAAAGAUGAUUUCUAGAAAGGGACAAAAGGCUACAAACGAAGGAGUUGUCGGGAAGUACAUAAAGAAAGACACUCCACCGGAUUUACCUAUUAUUAAUGUAUGGACUACUGGAAAUAAUAAGCGACCCCGGAGCCAGCCAUUUGGCAACAGCGAUGGAGCCUCCCAAAACAUCGAAAAGAAGUUUGGUAAAGCGCAGACCAUUGGUGGUCACGCUGGCAAAUAUACACCUAGUGAAUCUGUUCCCAAUCUUGCCCAAAGGUUUGCAUGUCUAUCAAUGUCAAAUGACCUAAAUAGUUCCUCAAACAAUUUCAAUUCUCAGUAUAAUUUGGAUGCAAAUUUGGCCUCACACUCAACACUGCAUGAGUUAGAUGACUCAUUUAGCCGCCAAACUAGCCAUCGUUAUUACAGACAUACUCAAGCUGAAGAUCCUAUCUACCAGAAUCAACAACAGGUACAGCAACAGAAACAGCAGCACUACAGCUCCCGGGAAUCAAGCAUACCUAGAAUGUCUUCCAAUUUAAGUCUUGCAACCCGAGCAUACCCACCAUCCCCGCAUUCAGUACGACUACACACUACAGACUCUUAUGCCAGUGGUAGUCAGUCUUCUCCUAUAUAUUCUAACUAUGUCAACACUCCAGCGAUCACUUAUAAGGGUCACAGUGGUAGCAUUAUGCCUGCUAAUCAAGGUUCUGAGGAGUGUGAGUUGCCCCUGCCACCGGGUUGGUCGGCUGACCGCACGUUACGCGGCCGCCGCUACUACAUGGAUCACAACACGCAGACCACGCACUGGACCCACCCCCUGGAGAGCGUACCGCGACCCUGGCAACGAGUCUCCACGCCGCAACAUGGAGUCUACUAUUUUAAUGAAAUAACUCAUCAAACAACUUAUGCUCAUCCUUGUUUAGUGGGAGGGUGUUACCUAGUGAGCCCACUGGUGCCUACACUUGUGCCUCCAUAUCUCUUGGAGGAGAUUCCCCAUUGGCUCAUUGUUUAUUCUAAAGCUGAUCAAGAGCUAGACCAUAAAUUGAGAUGGAAUAUGUUUCGUUUGAGUGAGCUAGACUGCUACUCUGAUAUGCUUACUCGGCUCUAUAAGCAAGAGUUGCAAUUGAUUGUAAUGAGAUAUGAACAGUACAGAUCUGCUUUACUUCAAGAGCUGGAAAGAAGGAGGCAUGCAAAUUCGUGCAUUGCUCAUCCAAACUACUGAUUUACAAAUUUGGCCUUGUUAAACUGUGAUUUAAUAAUUAAGUGUGAUCUUUU
Molecule: messenger RNA, 1319 nt
Organism: Aricia agestis (brown argus)
Lineage: Eukaryota; Metazoa; Arthropoda; Insecta; Lepidoptera; Lycaenidae
Gene: sav
Product: scaffold protein salvador
Exons: 10
Coding region: 67-1266 (399 amino acids)
Biological process (GO): hippo signaling; apoptotic process; regulation of cell population proliferation
Molecular function (GO): protein binding; molecular adaptor activity
Source: RefSeq, a predicted model, not a curated record